Molecule: messenger RNA, 795 nt
Organism: Fonticula alba
Lineage: Eukaryota; Rotosphaerida; Fonticulaceae
Product: 5-formyltetrahydrofolate cyclo-ligase
Exons: 5
Coding region: 184-795 (203 amino acids)
Biological process (GO): tetrahydrofolate interconversion; folic acid-containing compound biosynthetic process
Cellular component (GO): mitochondrion
Molecular function (GO): 5-formyltetrahydrofolate cyclo-ligase activity
Source: RefSeq, a predicted model, not a curated record
CCGCCCGCCCGCCCUCCUGUUCGGUGCCAUUCUGCACCUGCACCCGCCCCCUUCGCACAGCCAUACUCGCCCGCGCGCACCCAGCUGCCAUGAGUCCCCCCGUCCCCCCUGGCACCACCGUCCAGGCAUCCAAGCGCCUCCUGCGGCAGCACCUCCGCCAGGGUCUGAUGGCCGGGGCUGCCAAUGUGCAGCAACGCCGGUCCGACACUCUUGGCGCGGCUGCUCGAGCAGCCCGAAAUCCCCCAGGCCCGCAAUGUGGCCAUCUAUUGUGCGGACGCCGGGGAGCAGCGCGGCGAGGUAGACACCGACACCCUGGCGGCCACCCUGCUGGCGGCCGGCAAGCGCCUGUUUGUCCCGUAUGUCUGGCCGCCGGGGGCCACCGACGCCGGGGGCCUGGCCAGCGGCUGCCGCAUGGACAUGGUCCGGGUCCGAGACCUGGAGGCCUGGCGCGCGCUCCCGGUCGGGCGCUGGGGCAUCCGCGAGCCGAUCAUCGACCGCGACACGGAGUUCGCUUACUCGGCCGCAGGCGAUCCCACCCCACUGGACCUCAUCAUCAUGCCCGGGCUUGGUUUCGACGCCCAGGGCGGGCGCAUCGGCUUCGGACGCGGCUAUUACGACGAGUAUGUGCGCUUCUGCGAUCGGUGGGCCGACGCCCGCGGCACGCCACGGCCGCGCCUCCUGGCCAUGUGCCUGCCGGAGCAGCUGGUCCCCGAGACAAUGCCCCGCGAGGAGCACGAUCACCGGCCCGUGGAUCGGGUCAUCCUUCUGCCGCCGCGCCAGAUGGGUCCCCUCUGA